Messenger RNA from Halichondria panicea, 2469 nucleotides. RefSeq names its product cGMP-dependent protein kinase 1-like. The transcript has 22 exons. The record is from RefSeq and is a predicted model, not a curated record. NCBI's taxonomy places the organism in Eukaryota, Metazoa, Porifera, Demospongiae, Suberitida, Halichondriidae. Gene Ontology annotation, molecular function: ATP binding; cGMP-dependent protein kinase activity. Gene Ontology annotation, biological process: protein phosphorylation. Bases 163 to 2298 code for a protein of 711 amino acids.
CACGUGGACUUCUGUACGUCCUGACACGCCCAUAAAAUUGAUGUAAAAAACAAUGAACAUCUCAACUUAGACGUAUUUCAACAAUAAACAUUAACACUACUUCUUCCACAAAGUCAAAUCUGCAUAUAUAGAAAACGAGGAGCUGAAGAGAAAUCUAAAGUGAUGAGUGGUAAGGAAGGCGACCUGAGGAUGGUCCUCCUGGAGAAGGCCGGGGAAAUACGAAGCCUCAAACAAGAUGUAGACAGGCUACGAAAGCUGACAAAGGAACUAGAAAAAGGCGAUAAAGAAAAGAGAGAAGAGAUUAUUGUCCUCAAGAAAGAGUUAGAGCGACGAGACAAAGAGAUCAAGAACCUGACUCAGAACAUCACAGAGCUCAAAGAUGUCCUCCAACAAUCAGUGAAACCAGGACCCAGCAAGACUAGACCUGAACACAGAAUGGGUAUCUCUGCCGAGCCGCUGGGUGCCAAAGGAACACAGAAGUUGGAGAAGCAUACAAAAGACGUGCAAACGAGGACGAUGAUCGAGAGAGCUAUUCAAUCGAACGACUUUCUUCGAAAGUUGGACAAGCUUCAAAUUCACGAGAUCAUUGACUGCAUGUUCUCACAAGAGUUCAAGGAGGGACAGUUUGUGUGUAGAGAAGGAGCCGUUGGCACGGAGAUGUACGUUAUCGCUAGCGGCAAAGUAGAGGUUACAAAGAACGGCAAUCUCAUGGGCCCGGGUAUGUUGUUCGGAGAACUGGCCAUACUGUACAACUGCACACGAACUGCAACUGUGAAGGCUGACACGACCACUAAGGUGUGGACGAUGGAUCGCAACUCUUUCCAGACGAUCAUGCGGAACACUGGGAUGGUCCGACAAAACGAGUACCUCGCCUUCCUCAGGAGUAUCCCUCACUUUGCCAACCUCAAUGAGAAGGAGCUCUCUGGCCUAGCACACAUCCUGCAAGAGGAUUAUUACCCGGCUAACGAGUACAUCCUCAGACAAGGUGCCACUGGAGACACAUUCUUCAUAAUCAAUGGGGGCAAAGUAAAGAUCACCACACGAACUGGUCCUAACUCCCCAGAGGUCACUAUCAGAGAACUGGCAAAGGGCGACUAUUUUGGAGAGAAGGCGUUGCUAGGAGACUUCAUUCGUACGGCCAAUGUUGUCGCGGUAACGGACGUAUCGUGUCUCGUCGUCGACAAAGAGAACUUCUCGUCCCUCAUUGGAGACAUGGUUAAGAUCCAGUAUCCUGAUGACAAUGGACCAAACAAAAAGUCUGUACCUGAGGAGGAGAUUAUUGAGAAGGAGUUUGCCAAUCUAACCAUCAAAGACUUCACUUGCGUUGAAACUCUCGGCAUGGGUGGUUUCGGACGAGUCGAACUGGUUCAGAUCCGCAACGACCCCGCUAAGACCUACGCUCUCAAGUGUCUUCGGAAGAAACAUAUCGUGGACACCCGUCAACAAGAGCAUAUCUUCUCAGAGAAGCAGAUCAUGAUGAAGGGCCGAUGUCCGUUCGUGGCACGGUUGUAUCAGACGUUCCGUUGUCCCAAGUACUUGUACAUGUUGUUGGAGGUGUGUCUGGGUGGGGAGCUGUGGACCAUCCUCCGUGACAGGUCGAGUUUUGAUGACAACACGACGCGUUUCUGUACAGCGUGUGUGGUAGAGGCCUUCCAAUAUCUGCACCAGAGGGACAUUGUGUAUCGAGAUCUCAAGCCUGAGAAUCUCCUGUUGGACAGUGCAGGCUACGUCAAGCUGGUUGAUUUUGGAUUUGCCAAACACAUUGGAGCAGGACGCAAGACCUGGACAUUCUGUGGUACACCAGAGUACGUUGCCCCGGAGAUCAUACUCAACAGAGGUCAUGACCUCUCGGCUGAUUACUGGUCCCUGGGUAUACUCAUGUUUGAGCUUCUCACUGGAAGCCCUCCUUUCUCUGGCCCUGACCCGAUGCGUACCUACAACAUUAUCCUCCGUGGUAUCGACGCUAUUGAGUUCCCUAAGAAGAUUGGCAGAUCUGCACAAAACCUCAUCAAGAAACUAUGCCGGGACAACCCUGCCGAGCGACUGGGCUACCUCAGGGGAGGACUCAAGGACAUUAAAACCCACCGCUGGUUUGAAGGGUUUGACUGGGAGGGGCUAGUGAAGCGGACUAUGGUACCACCCAUCAUCCCUAAUGUCCGUCAUCCUGCUGACACGUCCAACUUUGACCACUUUCCCCCCAACCAAGAGGAGGUACCCCCGGACGACACCUCCGGCUGGGACAAAGAGUUCGGACCACUCCAAGAUACCCCUAAGUUCUGUUUCCCUGGUUACAAGUAAACUUAAAAACUUAGCUAUAUAAUUAUGAUUAUAACCCUUUCAUUCUACAAACAUCAUUCGUAUCGUAUAUAGCUUUUUUAUAUUUUCUGAGAUAUAUGUAAAUGCGGUACUAGCUAGUGCUCUUUUUCAUAAUUAUUACUUUUUGUUUUAUAAUUAGAUACCGGUACUAUA